AUGUUGCUCACUUCUCGCUUUUUUCUUUGCGUGACAUCUUUCCUCCCCUUUUACCCUCAAAUGGAGCGAGGAGAUCGAGGCGGUUUUAGGGGCGGUUUUGGUGCCACAGGUCGUGGGAGGAGGCGAUCUCGAUUCCGUGAUAGGGGAAGAUUAGCCCGUGGAGCCAAGGAGGCUGCUGAAUGGAAGCCCGUUACACAUCUCGGGCGCCUUGUGCUCGACAAGAAAGUUACAAGCAUAGAGGAAAUAUAUCUAUUCAGCUUGCCUAUCAAAGAGUCCCAAAUCGUUGAUUUUCUACUUGGAAGCAAUUUAAAGGAUGAAGUCCUCAAGAUAAUGCCCGUGCAAAAGCAAACUUGUGCCGGUCAACGCACUAGGUUUAAGGCAAUUGUUGCUAUGGGUGAUUCAAACGGCCACGUUGGUCUUGGGGUAAAGUGUGCUAAAGAGGUUGCAACAGCGAUAAGAGGUGCCAUCAUACAAGCCAAGCUUUCCAUAAUUCCUGUGCGUAAAGGCUAUUGGGGAAAUAAAAUAGGCAAGCCCCACACUGUGCCCUGCAAGGUCACGGGAAAAUGUGGUUCUGUUGUUGUUCGUCUCAUCCCUGCUCCCCGUGGCACUGGGAUAGUCAGUGCCCCUGUACCUAAGAAGCUGCUCAAUAUGGCAGGGAUAGAAGAUGUGUACACGAGUGCCUCCGGACAGACGGCUACUUUGGGGAACUUUGGUACACUUGCUUUCUUAAUUGUUAUUCUUUUAGCAAAAGCAACCUAUUAUGCGAUUCGUGCGACAUAUGAAUAUCUGACGCCAGACUUAUGGACCGUAAAAUCCAACCAGGCGCAUUUGUUUGUUGAGCAUGCUGAUCACCUGAGCAGAGUAGCUAAAGUUCAAUAA
Protopolystoma xenopodis is the source of this 879-nucleotide messenger RNA. The record is from the annotation of a GenBank genome assembly. Lineage: Eukaryota; Metazoa; Platyhelminthes; Monogenea; Polystomatidea; Polystomatidae.